This is a messenger RNA of Naegleria fowleri, 2928 nucleotides long. RefSeq lists its product as uncharacterized. The transcript has a single exon. Lineage: Eukaryota; Heterolobosea; Eutetramitea; Acrasida; Naegleriidae. The record is from RefSeq and is a predicted model, not a curated record. The coding region runs from base 1 to 2928 and encodes 975 amino acids.
AUGUCACAACAACCACAACAACAAUAUACAUCGACCACCUCCUCCAUAGUGUCUACAACCUUGCCUUCAUCUCCCAAUGAACUCGUGGCAAAUUCCUCUCAUGAACCACCCAUGAUGAUCACCACCUCUCCUCAUUCAUCCUUCCAAUAUCCUUCAACGAUAUCAACCAUCACAACAAGUAGUAUGAAAGAAUCGUCGAACCACAACAAGGUUAGCACACCCAUUGCCUCUACCUCAACAACUUUAGCCACUCAUCCAUCCUUUGUUCAAUCAUCAUCAUCACCACCACCACUUGUCUCAAAAAUCUCCUCAAGUUUUCAUUCUUUCCCGUUCAUGGGUAGUAGUAGUAGUGGAAAUGAUUUUCAAUUUUACACGUCGUUUCAUUCCUUUAUUCAUGAUCCUCAAGCUCGACAUGCCUUCAUGCAAUAUUUACAGAGUCGACAAAAUGAUGAGAAUAUUUUGCUUGUCAACGAUGUGUUUCUCAUGAGGGAUCAAGUGAGACAUGUGGUGAGGAAUUUAUUUAACAUUUUGGGGAGCUCUUUUAUGAAGAAUUCUUCCUUUCAGUGGAAUGCAACAGAGGUGACAAUGAGUCAUUCGGAAUGGAGUCACCCAAGUGGCAACUCAAAGAGUUCUUCUUCCUUUCAUGACGAAUCAAAAACGAACAAUACAAAUACAUCUUCGGAGGAAACUCUAUUGGAAUUCUUGCAUGAUUCAACAGCAAUGGAAUGUGCCAUGGCGACUAAUACGUCACACUCACUUCCUUCACAAAUAUCAGUCACAAAAGACAACAUGCACUCACCCAAUCAGUCACAACACCAUGCACGUCAUUCGGAUCAAUCGAAUAGUUUCAUCGUUUCCUUCUUUUCGUUGGGAAAAAGUCCUAAAAGUCCAAAAAGUCCAGAUCAAAUGGCAUCCACUAACUCUCUGAUGAGCCCUCCCAACUCUCCACCUCAUUCUCAUUUGUUUUCGCUUCACACAAUGCUGUCAAAUCAUACGAAUCCCAUAGAGUCUCAACAGCAUCAUCAUCACCAUGGCCAACAACAGCAUCACAGUCGUCAUAACUCGUCCAACAAAUCAAAAUCUGCAUUUUCCUCUAAAAGCAGUAACGAAGAAUUUCUCAAUUAUGAAAAUAAUGUCAUGCUCGUCGAUAGUCCAACUUCCUAUCGACGAAGUAGCAACGCCUCGGCUGCUGCUGCACCAAACAAUUCCUUUUCGUCAUCUCUGGAAGAAGUUGUAGCUCCGUCGCAACGAUUUUGGGAUAGUGUCAAUGCAAUGCUUCAAAGUGUGGAAUUAAUUUAUAGUAGAUAUGUGAAUGACAAUGAGAGUAACAGUACGAAUACUUCAUUUUCUUCCUCUUCCAUUCAAAACUAUGAUCUUUCAAGUGUUAAAUUUAUUUCUCUCAAUACGACACAUACAGUGUUGGAGCAUGCUCGAAAGGACUACAAUAUGGUCAUGAAAAUAUUUAACAACACUCGUUGUAGCUUUUCAAAUCAAGAUGGAUUAUUGGAAAAUGUCAUGCGAUUUUGUAAUUACAUGCUGUACGAAAAGGAUCACCGAUUAAGUGAAAAGGAUUUGGAAAAAUUGAAGAAAAUAGUCAUUGCAGACGAAUGUUUGAUAGAUACCUUAAAUGAUCAUGUUCAUUCGAAUGAAGACAUUGAUUCAAUUUUGAAACAAGAAAUGUUUGCACAAUUCAAAUGGUAUCCAUUCAGAGAUUUGAUGACUAAUAUUUCACAACAGCUACAAGUGGAAUCGUUUGACGAGUUUAAAUCGACGCCAGAAUUUGAAAUAUUUAUCAGAAAACAAAUUCAACAAUUGACUUCACACUACAUGUACAAAUUAUUCGUUCAAAAUGUUGGUGUUAUUCCAGCCAUGGAUAUGAAUGAUUAUGUUCUAUCAAAAAAGAAAAAACGAAAAUCAUUGGUGGAUGUCUUAUUGAGGAGGAAAGGAACACCUAACAAUGACAAUGACACAUCGUCCUCUUCGAUUGAAGACUCCCACACAGUAUUUCAUGGUUCUCACAAAUCCUCUUUCAAUGAAAGUGUUUCCGCAACCACCAUUCAAGAUGAAUCCUUUGUGAAUGCCUUACAACAAAAUUACAAUUCCAUUCUCAUGGCCAUGGAUCAUUGUGACCUUAAAGAAUGGAUGUCACCAAUUCCAAUACCCAAAUGGUCCAGUGAUCAAGUGUCCAAAUUUUUGGUGAAUAAUUGUUAUUUUGGAGGAGAUGGAGCUGUGGAAAUUUAUUGUGACCGUGUUCAAAAAAAGAGUAUUACUGGCCUUGAUUUAAUGUGUUUGAUGGAACCAAAUCAAAUUUCAAAGCCGUCCAAAGAAACUUCUCAACUCUUCAAAAAUCUGAAAAUGAAAAAUCAUGAUCAUCAACAACGAUUCAUUUCCAAUCUCAAGGAAUUUCUUCAAAACCAAUCGAAAUUUAGAAGGAAACAAAGUUUACUCUAUCAUGACUUGUAUCAACCAUUGGUGAAUGAUGAACACAUUAUUAUUAAGGUUCUGUCACCUCUCACCGAUGAAUCUCGAGUUUUCUCUGUGGAAAGAAGUAUUCCAUUGGAACAAUUGCGACAACGAAUUGAAGUUGAAUUUUCCAACACAAAAUUGGCAAGUCUCAUGGAAGGCUCUCUUUUUGAGCUCAAAUCCUUGUACACAAGUGACGGGACUGUCAUUAAGGAUCAGUUUCAACUUUCUCAAUUUCUAUCAAGUGAAAAUUCCACAACAAUUUCAAGAAGAAGAAUGACUAACGGAGACAUGUUCUUUCAAGACAUUAGGGAUGAGAACUCUGUGGAAUCAAAUCCUUCCGAAAGUCAUGGCAACAACAUGUUGGACUCGAAUAACUUUUUACAAGGUGAAGAUGGAUUCAAAAAAUUGUAUAUUCAACCCUCGUGCGAUAAGAAAUUCCAGAGACGAAUGGUCGUUUAUUGA